AUGACUGACUUUGCAUCGCCACCGACGUUGGUAGCAGUGAAUGGGAAUGGCGUGGACACGUCGUUCCGUGAUGCGAUUCUGCCUCUGAGUCGCUACGAACUUGUACUGGUCAUCGGCAAGUGUGUCGUACUGCAGAAUACGCAGACCCAGGAGCUGAGCUUCGUCACGGCACAGGAUCAAACAACGGGAUGUCUCGGGGAGAUCACAGCGGUGGCAUUGUGUGGGAAACGUCAACACCUUUCGGUCUGUCGAGCAGCAGUGAAAAUGAAAAGUGGCGAUGGGAAUCCUGACAGCACGAACUCCCCCGCCUCCAUCACCGUCUACAGCGUCACAACGAGAAUCAAUCCGACAAAAGGUGGGAGUACUCGACGUAUUGCUUUACUCAAGACUCUGGCUGUAACUUGGACAGAUCGACUCGUUAGUACAGCCUUAUCACCUGACGGAAAGUUAGUGAGUGCUCAAGCUGCGAAUUCGAAUUGGAGUCUUGGUGUGUGGGAUUGGGGGCGGGGCCGACAAGUUGCGCUCUCUGAUGUGCAUUGCCGGGUGUCUCGAGUCCGAUUUAACGUCAUUGAUAUGGCCCAAUUGUCCACAAGUGGAGGGAAUCUACUGCGUAUCUGGACGAUGUGUCAGUAUACACUCAAAUCGCUUGCAAGUUUCAAAUCCGGCGACGAGACUAAAGCCAAGAAUGUUGUCAAUUAUGCCGACCACGCAUGGCUACCGGAAGAUGUGCUAGUUGGACUCCUGGAAGACGGAGACGUGCAGUUGAUAAUGAACGCUGAGCUGGUUCAAACGUUGCGUGCAGUUCAUAAAGGUUUGGGCAAAAUGCUGUGCAUGAGCCCUUUGAAUAAUGGCGAAGGAGUCGUCGUAGGAGGCACCCACGGCCUUGUAUCGGUUGUCCGUAUCGUAUCUAAAAUGCUUAAAGCAAACGAAAAGGAAUUGCAUCUCCAACGUCGCGUGCGAGUGCCAAACACGUACCGGAUUCUGAGCGUGAUGACAGACCCUGCGGCUGCAAUGCUGCUUUGCUGUACUGAACGGGGCUAUGGAUCGUACGAUCUCAGUAAUUUGUGUCUUUUACGCAGUGAUGAUGAAACAAUCGCAUUGAGUUCAUUGUCGUCUACGCCAUUAUCGCAAGAAAUGGAGAAACUGAGUGCAGCCUCCAGACGUCCUUGCUUUGCUGCUGCUUGUCGUUUACCCGACGGAGAUGCUGCAGUUCAUGUGUGGAGUCAGACAGAUUGCCACGAGUGCUUUAUAGCUCAUACGCUAGAACAACAAGCGCCUCUAAGUGUGGACAUCCACCCUUCAGGGUCAGAGUUACUCAUGACUUUUUCGUCAAGAUUUCAGAUUUUUUUCGUACUCCAAGACUCUCUACGUCUGGCCUUUGAGAUGCCCCAAAAGCAUCUCACACUCGCUCAGUAUAGCCCCAGUGGUGCGCUCUUUGCUGCUGUACAUGCCACCAACAAGACGAUUUUUGUGUACCAAAGUUUGUCCCGAGUACAGCGUGAGCCGCAACUCGUUGGUAUUUUUCGAGAUUUUCGUGAAAGUAUUGAGCGUUUCCACUGGGCUCUUCACGACAGCAGCUUCUUCGCUGUCGAUGCAGUGGGGGAACUUCGUCUCUGCCAAUUACGGUGGCAGUCCGGCGGUGAAGCUGAAGAUCUGGUUGAAACGCAGAGUGUGGCCCAGAAACUUUCCCGUGAUAAUACCAUUGUGGCAUUCACCAGUAGUUACAUGGACCACGAGAGUCACGACUAUGUUGUGUUCGCAGCUGAAAAACGCGCUUCCAAACGGGAAAGCAGCAGUCAAAGUAUCGUUCGAGCGUGGGUAAAUGGUCAACUGGCCUUCGAUGCACUGUACAGCCUCAAUGAUGGGAGUGCAGGUGAAAAAGUGCCUUUCGAGGUCACUGCACUCGAAUCUGGAACUGGUUUAAGCUCGAACAGAAGCGACGGGAACGCAUACCCGAAUCUGCUCUUCACGGGAACGUCGACUGGUUCUUUAGUAAUCUUUAGUUGGAAAAGGAAACGAGGAUCUCGAACUGGUGAGGGCCACUCGAGGAUACUCCUUUCACGUGCCAUCAAGCGUGUGGACCUACACACAGCUCCCGUUGUUGGGCUCUUCUACGCUACACGAUCAAGGUUACUACUCUCCAAUGCCCAGAACGGUGUCGUUCUGGCCUGUAAGCUCUGUCGAGCGAAUUCUGGAGAGGCCGAGAGCUCAUCCGCCAUCGCGACAGCCAUUCGAGACGAGCAAAACCUCCAUGAGCUGUCCACGAAUGUCUUUGCCAGUAUUUGCCAACCUGAGGAAUUGGCAGUGUACGACCGCAACAAAGUCGAACUGAGUCGCCUUAAGCUGCUGGAUUUGGAUUGUGAAAUGGAGCAGUUUAAGAUGGAGAACGAAAUGCUCAGCAGACAAGUGAGCGAGCAACGAGUAAAGUUUGAGAGUACUCUGGAAAGUGAACUCGCAGCUCAUGCAAGGACGGCGAAAGAGGAGAAGAAAGCUCUGCGUACAGAACUAGAUGUACGACUAGGUGGAGCCAUCCGUGAACGCGAUAGUCAGCUGCGUACAUUAUCCGAAGACGCUCGCUCAGCUCAAGACCAUUACUUGUUAGCACUAGAGAUGCUACAAAAAGAGUGUGAUUCACAACGAGAAGAGCUCCACGCUACCAAGAUGGACCUUGAAGACGAGCACACGCGAGCUCAAGAACGAGAAGUGCAGCUGGAAUAUGAAGGGAGGAAGAAGCUUCGGGAAGCGAAAGCUCACUAUGAUGGUGCCCAGAAGAGGUUAGCCGAUGAACUGGAGUUAACCAAGAGGAAGUUGCAAGAAGUACUAAGUCAGCAAGACCAAGACCAGCUCGUUCAAAUGGGCCUACUAGCCAAUUCUAUUGACUCCGAGAAGCAGAAAGGUGCAACACAAUUAGCAGAGCAGAACGGGAAGGCUGCAGCGUUGAACCAACAAGUUAAAAUGCUGCUAGGAGCGCUCAACCAGAAGGACAACGAGUUACAACAAUUGUGUUGCGACUUUGAUGAACGACUGCAUGAAAUCGAAAUGCUACGUGAGAAGUUGGCAGACGAGAAGGCUCAUACUACGAGAGUCAUGCGUGAGAGAGAUGAGAGUGUAGCUCAACUCGCAGAACAGCGACGCGUGCUCGAGAACUUGCGGCGCUUGGAUGGUGUUCAUCGCUCACAACUGGAACUUCUUCAGAAACAUAUUCUACCCAAAGACCGAGAGUUGGUGCAGAUGCAGGAGCAUUUAAACCAACUGCAUGAUGCCAACCAAGAGGUUGUGGUACAGGCAAACAUCAGUGAUCGACUACGUGUCGAGGCGUCUUCACUAGCGAGGAAACAGGAACGAGAACUAGAGACAACGAGUAAGCGUUUGGAGCGAGUUCGACACUCGAUUGUGGUGCUGCAAGAAGAACUAGGAGAGCUGGUACGACGCAGUGCCGUGCAAGAGAAGAGUGCAAUUGUGACGGAGAUUGGUCGUCUUCACAAGCGAAUGACUCGGCAAUUGGACGCACUACAAGCUCGCGGAGACUCGGCCCCCGAUGAGGUGAACGCCGAACUGCACCGUCAGAACCGCUUCUUACUGCAGAACAAACACUCUCUACGUCGACAACCCUGUCGUUCCAGAAUGCGUCACUCGUGA
Messenger RNA from Phytophthora infestans T30-4, 3639 nucleotides. RefSeq lists its product as uncharacterized. The coding region runs from base 1 to 3639 and encodes 1212 amino acids. The record is from RefSeq and is a predicted model, not a curated record. The transcript has 3 exons. Lineage: Eukaryota; Oomycota; Peronosporomycetes; Peronosporales; Peronosporaceae. Gene Ontology annotation, molecular function: protein binding.